CAUCAGGAGGGUCAAGCUGCUCAACGUCAAACAACUUCAGACACACCGCGGGCAGACUGCGUCUCUCACAAAACCAGGUUGUGGCACAUUUGGCAGAUUCCUCAGGUGGAAGCUUUCUUUCCCCAGUCGCAGAAUAAAAGUUGACAGGAGAGUUGUGAAGGGAGCUCCGUGUCCAACCCCUUUCCCUAUACAGACAUCUGGCCAGUAUGUCCAGUGACCCUCCUCCUCCGUACCCUGGAGGUCCCAGUGCCCCUCUCAUUGAGGAGAAGAAUGGACAACCUGUAAGGACUGCUCCCAUACAGGGACAGCCCUUGCCUCCAGACUACGGUCCUCCACCCUAUGAGGCCCCACAGCCAGGCUUCCUUCCCCCACAUGUCCCUGGAGAAGGGCCCAUGCCCAUGCCAAUGCCUCUACCACCAGGUGGCCACUACCCACCUCCUCCCGGUCACUUUCCUCACCCGAUGGCAGGACAGAUGGGUCCUGGUCCCAAUCACUUUGUCCACAUGGGAGGUCACACAGCGACUGUCCUGGCUCCUCCAGGAGCAGCCACCACUGUAACCGUACUGCAGGGGGAAAUGUUCCAGACCUCACCGGUGCAGACUGUCUGUCCGCACUGUCAGCAGGCAAUCAUCACUCGCAUUUCCCACGAUGUCGGACUCAUGAACACACUCUUUUGCCUCUUCUGCUUCUUUGUAGGGUGUGAUCUCGGCUGUUGCUUGAUUCCCUGCCUGAUUGAUGACCUCAAGGAUGUGACACACACCUGCCCUUACUGUAAGGGCUACAUUUACACAUACAAGCGUAUAUGCUAACCACCGACAGCUGUAUUCUACAGACAUGUACAUGCGCACACAUAAACUCACAGCUCCUCCUGCUGGUAGUGACAGGCUUUACCCCCCCCAUUUUUGCAAAGUGUUGUGUAGCCCUCUUAAAUUGUAAGUGCAGUUUUCUCAUUAGUUCACAGAAUAUUUACUGUAUAUAUCUUUCAGCUUAAUUCUUUCAUGUAUAAACAAGCAUUUGAAAUGUACAAAUCUCACUGAACUACAGAAGAUGUAGGGCACCAAAACAUCCACAGAGAUGGAUAGGCAGCAGGUACAAAGGUGCAUCUAAUCCUAUACGGAAAGCUGAAGAAAAGGUUUGUGAUUUUACACACAUUACUGGUAAAAGACAGACUCAGUUAGAGGAAGCUGUGAAAAUGGUCACUUUUUUUAUUUAAAGAUCAUCUGUGAAUCUUGCUGAGAAGCAAGUCUAUUGAAGUCAAACUUGCUGGAUUAGGUUUCUUGUUUAUUUUCUUAUUUAUUUCAAGUAUUUUAUCCACUGUUUUAGCAAGUCAAUAUUGAGAACUGUGAACAUUUUUGUCCAUGUCUGAUAAUUUUGUUCUAACAGACCUAGUUUUCCCUUUUAUCAUUAUCCCUUUUUGAAUGUGAGCAAACUAACGCACUAUUUUCAGCUUGGUAAAAACUAUUUGCUUGUUUGGGAAUGCCCAAGAUUGAUGUUACUUGCUAUAUUUUCUUCUGGGCUUUAGUCAGAAGGCACAACAUGUUGAGGUGGUUGAGCUCUUAAACACAUGAAUGCCCUCUGAUGUACUUAAUUUUGAUAAUAAAGCCAAGAUUUGCACUUUAAGUUGGAAUUUCACAUGUCCCCCUCUGAUGCAUUUAAAACUACCAACCUCAGCUGUCUUUUGGAGAGUUUGGCUUGAAGGAAAAAAACGUGUCAGUUCAUGAGUCAAAAGUAGCAGUGUAUAAUUUUGGCUUUUACUGGGACUUGUUUUUAGCUAAGUGAAUGCCACCAUACAUGUACUUAUUCAGACUAUAGUAGACUCAAAGUAGAGGUUGCAGUCUUUUAUGGUUACUUAUGGACACACACUGCAUGACAUCUCAGUUGUCCUCUCUCUGGCCAGCGUGUCAGUCUGAUGCACUGCUCUACACUAGUUUAUCUUCCCACCGAUACUGUUGGCUGAUUGAUUGCUGGCGCCACAGUAAACAGGUAGCUAGUUCAAAAUAGAAACGUAUGUUGGCAAACAAAUGACAGUGGUGGCACCAUCAUCACAUGACACUGUAACCCUCCUAAUAUGGCACCAGCCCUUAAAGAGUACCUGCAUUGCUCAGAUGCAUGUUAGAUAAUAAAGAUAUCUUUUGACUAUUACUAAAUAGUGAACUCUCUGCUAGGAAUAAGCUUCAAAUAAAUGAUUGUAUCAGUCAUCUUUCAAAGUGACAUUGUGAUUCCAUUGAGAUUACUACUAACAAUGAAGCAGCCAUAGUUCCACCACAGCAUGCCCGAACUGCCUUUCACCUUCACUCACCAAAUGCAGAGUCUGUCUGCAUGAGCCACACAUCAAAAAUGAAUAAUUCUCACUCGCUAGUUCCUGGACUCUAUGUGCAUUUGAUUUCUUUUCCCGCGAGGCUAGCUAAGCUGUGCAAGAACGUAAAUUGAAUUGAAGGAUUGCAUUGAACUUUUAAUACGAAGUACUGUAUGCCAUUGUUGUGAAUAAUGCUGGUCUGCAUUGCUCCUGUAAGUGUCUGUGAUAUGUAAAACUAUGUAAGUCAAAAUUUGUUUGACUGUUGUAUACAGGUACUAUUUUAUCAAUAAAAAUCAGAACAUGA
Messenger RNA from Dicentrarchus labrax (European seabass), 2600 nucleotides. RefSeq names its product cell death-inducing p53 target 1 (gene cdip1). NCBI's taxonomy places the organism in Eukaryota, Metazoa, Chordata, Actinopteri, Moronidae. The coding region runs from base 207 to 809 and encodes 200 amino acids. The transcript is spliced from 6 exons. The record is from RefSeq and is a predicted model, not a curated record. Gene Ontology annotation, molecular function: zinc ion binding. Gene Ontology annotation, biological process: tumor necrosis factor-mediated signaling pathway; intrinsic apoptotic signaling pathway in response to DNA damage by p53 class mediator.